GAAAUAUCUAUCCUCCUAACAUUUGCAUUUCCACGACGGUCCUAUUCACAGACACCUCGAAGCCCACAAAGAAGGAGACCGUUCCGUUGUUGUGCAUAAAAAAUUCUUCGGAAAUUUUUAGAGGAAGCCGGAAAUGAAACAAGGUUUAGUUGUGGAUGCUGGGUUUGUAUACAAGCAAGAGACCCAGCUCACUGUUCUAAAGACCUCUCUCUUCUUUGCCAAUGAUGGGUUCACUGUGUAUGAUCCCAAAGGCGUGUUGGUCUUCAGAGUCGACUCGUACGGACCCGAUACCCGUGACAGGGGUGAAAUCGUUCUCAUGGACGCUAACGGAAGGUGCCUCCUCACUGUCAGGCGAAAGAGGCCGAGUCUGCACAACCGGUGGGAGGGCUUCAAGGGGGAGAGAAGGGAGGGCCAGAAACCGAUCUUUAGCGUGCGGAGGUCAUCGAUCAUCGGGCGUUCGAGCGUGAACGUGGAGGUGUACGAAAACCAGGGGGAGGAGUACCAGAUCGAUGGAAACUUUCGACAGCGCUGCUGCACGAUCUGCAAUGCUGAAAAGGAAUCGAUGGCUGAGAUCAGACGCAAAGUAGAUGCUUCCACUAAUGUGGUGCUUGGCAAGGACGUUCUUUCUCUAUGCCUCAAGCCUGGCUUCGAUGGGGCUUUUGCCAUGGGGUUGGUUCUUGUUCUUGAUCAGAUCUACGGCGAUGAUGCUUUUGCUGAGAGUGUGCAGGUGGAGCCGAUCACAGAGGAUUAGUAGUAGUAGUUUUUUGUUUUUCGUUUUGGGUUUAGCAUCUAACGUUUGGACUCUCAUGUCGUUUGAUAGGGAACUUCUUGUCUUGGCUCAAGAUCUAUAUUAAUGUAUCGUACUUAAUAUCUCGAAUUUAAAAAGAGAUUACACGAAA
Juglans microcarpa x Juglans regia is the source of this 899-nucleotide messenger RNA. Its product is annotated as protein LURP-one-related 12. The transcript is spliced from 2 exons. The coding region runs from base 134 to 751 and encodes 205 amino acids. The record is from RefSeq and is a predicted model, not a curated record. NCBI's taxonomy places the organism in Eukaryota, Viridiplantae, Streptophyta, Magnoliopsida, Fagales, Juglandaceae.